CAGGCCUGUCAGGGCGGUUCUUUCCCUUUGUCUCGGCAGGAGAGAGGGAGCAAAACGGGGAGAGAGAGGGUCUCUGGUUCCUGAACAAGCGUUAGGCGUCAGAGGGCGGCUUGGAAGGAAACUCAAGGAGAUUUAUACUAUAAUUGAAGGGCAACCUGUUAUUCUCCACCUGUCUUUCUAUUGUUGUUUUAAAAAUUAUUUUAACAUUUUGGAGAGUUUGUUUUCUGUCCUAAGCCUAAGCGCUCUUGUGGAGGUCGUAACUGGUGAAGGUUACUCUGUGAUUCUCUGGGUGUCUGGUUGUUCCUAACUCAGACCAUGCAUUCUCUGUGGCUGCUUCUGAUCCUGUGCCUGUCCCUGUCCCUGGCGCCCCUCGUCCAGACCGAGAAGGGCCUGGAGUUCCCUCGCUAUGACGGGAACGACAGGGUCAUCAACAUCAAUGACAAGAACUACAAGAAGGCUAUGAAGAAGUACAGCAUUCUCUGUCUGCUGUACCACAAACCCAUCCCUGACAGCAAGGAGCUACAGAAACAACACCAGAUGACUGAGAUGGUGCUGGAGCUUGCUGCCCAGGUUAUGGAGGAAAAGGAGAUUGGGUUUGGAAUGGUUGACUCCCACGAAGACGUCAAGGUUGCCAAGAAGCUGGGCCUGGUGGAAGAGGGAAGUGUGUACGUGUUCAAGGGAGACCGUAUGAUUGAGUUUGAUGGCCUGCUCUCUGCCACCCUGGUGGAGUUCCUACUAGACCUGUUGGAGGAGCCCGUGGAGGUGAUAGGAAAUACUCUGGAGCUGAGGGCCUUCGACAGGAUGGAGGAAGACAUCCGUCUUAUUGGCUACUUCAAAAACGACGAAUCAGAAUACUACCAUGCAUUCAAGGAGGCUGCAGAGCAGUUCCAGCCCUACAUCAGAUUCUUCGCUACCUUUGAGAAAUCUGUGGCCAAGGAGCUCACCCUGAAGAUGAACGAGGUGGAUUUCUACGAGCCCUUCAUGGAGGAGCCUGUCACUGUCCCUGACAGGCCUAACUCUGAGGAGGAGAUCGUGGCCUUCGUCACUGAACACAGGAGACCAACACUGAGAAAACUGCGUGCUGAGGACAUGUUUGAGACCUGGGAGGACGAUUUGGAGGGGAUCCAUGUGGUGGCCUUCGCAGAGGAGGAGGACCCUGAUGGUUAUGAGUUCCUGGAGCUGUUGAAGGAAGUGGCCAGAGACAAUACCCACCACCCUGGUCUCAGCAUCAUCUGGAUCGACCCUGAUGACUUCCCCCUGCUGAUCCCCUACUGGGAGAAGACCUUCCACGUGGACAUGUUCAAGCCUCAGAUCGGAGUGGUCAACGUUACUGAUGCUGACAGCAUCUGGCUGGAGAUAGACGAACAGGACCUGCCCACAGCCCAGGAGCUGGAGGAUUGGAUAGAGGACGUCCUGUCUGGCAAGGUCAACACCGAGGAUGAUGAUGAUGAUGACAACGAUGAUGAUGACGAUGAUGAUGACGAAGAUGAUGAUGACGAAGAUGAUGACGACGAAGAUGAUGAUGACGACGAAGAUGAUAACGAUGAUGACGAUGACGAUGAUAACGAUGAUGACGACGACGAAGAUGAUGACGAUGAUGAAUAAUUUAAAAACUACAAAUUUGUAAUCCAAAAUUCAUAACAUUGUUGUAUAGUCUCUUCACUGUACUAUCAUCAAAGUGAACGAGUUCAGGGAGAGAGGAACAGAUCUAUAUGCUUUUAAAAAAUAUUUUGUACAAUGUGUACAUCACUAGCCAAAAUCAACCUUUCUGCAUUAGAAGAAAACCCAUCAACAGAUUUUGUUUUUCAAGAAUCUGAUAAAAAUACUGUUGAUAUACUGAAAUCUAUCUGAAAGAGAUAAGUAACAGUAUGUUGACCAACAGAGAUACUUCAGAAAACCCCAAACAGUACUUUCCAUCCUUCCCUUAAUUCUACUAAUUUCUAACAAUGACUGGCAACCACGACAAAUGCAUCAAUCUAACUUUAGUUUGAUCAAUGAAGUGCUGCUGUACACCAUCCUAAACCUCACUGAAGUCACUGAAAGGUUGGCAUCUUUGUGUGCUUUUCUGUGCCCUCUAUAAUAUACUCUGUGUGUAGAUAAAUGCAUUUUAGGUUCUACUUCCUGGAGUCAGUGCAAAUACACACCUGUCUCUCCCUUUC
Oncorhynchus gorbuscha (pink salmon) is the source of this 2159-nucleotide messenger RNA. Its product is annotated as calsequestrin-2-like. Gene Ontology annotation, biological process: regulation of cardiac muscle contraction by regulation of the release of sequestered calcium ion. Gene Ontology annotation, cellular component: sarcoplasmic reticulum lumen. NCBI's taxonomy places the organism in Eukaryota, Metazoa, Chordata, Actinopteri, Salmoniformes, Salmonidae. Gene Ontology annotation, molecular function: calcium ion binding. The record is from RefSeq and is a predicted model, not a curated record.